CAAACCCAAAUCUCAGCCGCUCGUUUUCUCCAGCCACGAUCGAGGCUAGGACAUUGAGAUCCCCCUCGCUCUCCUCCCAAAACCCUUGCCCUUCACUCUUCGCCUCCACGAUGGCGGCGACGCCCACCGACACCGCGGAUAACAAUGGCGCUGCGGCCUUGGAGCAGUCCCCGGAGGCCGAGGCCCCCGCUGUUGAGGCCACCGAGGUGGAGGAGGAGGCCCCGGAACCGGAGGAGGCCUCCGAUUCAGCGGCGGAGGAGGCCUCCGAUUCAGCGGCGGAGGAGGCCCCCGAUUCAGCGGCGGAGGAGGCGUCCCCCGCCACGACCGCCGAGCCGGAGACGGAGACGGCGCCGGCGCAGACGCAGGGCGGCGAGAGCAAGAGGUGGCCGGGGUGGCCUGGGGACAACGUGUUCCGCCUGAUCGUGCCGGUGCUGAAGGUGGGGAGCAUCAUCGGCCGCAAGGGGGAGCUCAUCAAGAAGCUCUGCGAGGAGACGCGGGCGCGUGUUCGUAUCCUCGAAGGGGCUCUUGGCACCUCUGACCGCAUUGUUCUGAUAUCUGGAAGAGAAGAGCCAGAUGCAGAAAUAUCACCAGCAAUGGAUGCUGUUCUAAGAGUAUUUAAACGUAUCAAUGGUAUAACAGAAAGUGGGGGCGAUGGUGCUACCCCAGCUUCUGCUGCACCUGCUUGUUCAGUUCGGUUAUUAGUAGCAUCAUCUCAAGCUAUUAAUUUGAUCGGGAAACAAGGUAGCUUGAUCAAGUCAAUUCAAGAGGGUAGUGGUGCCACAGUACGGGUUCUUUCUGGAGAUGAAUUGCCAUUCUAUGCAACCACAGAAGAAAGAAUUGUAGAGAUACAGGGCGAAUCCUUGAAGGUUCUCAAAGCACUAGAAUCAGUAAUUGGGCAUCUCCGGAAGUUUUUGGUUGAUCAUAGCGUGCUUCCUUUAUUCGAAAAGAGUUAUAAUGCGCCAGUCACUCAAGAUCGUCCGGUGGAUGCUUGGGCCGAUAAAACACAGUCCUUAAUCCAUGCGCCGCAACAACCGGUAAUUGGAAAUGAUUAUGCUCCUCCGUUGAAGCGGGAAUCUCUGUUUCUAGAUCGUGAGUCUCAAUUAGAUCCACAAAUUCCACGGAGUGGACUGUCAUUAUAUGGACAAGAUCCUGCUCUCUCUGGGUUACGUGCUUCGGGACUGGGGCGUGGUGGUGCUUUAGUGACUCAGAUCACCCAGACAAUGCAAAUUCCACUGUCAUAUGCGGAGGACAUCAUUGGUGUAGGAGGAGGAAACAUAGCAUACAUCCGCCGCACUAGUGGAGCAGUACUUACUGUUCAAGAGAGUAGAGGAAUGCCUGAUGAGAUUACUGUUGAAAUCAAGGGCACUUCUUCACAAGUUCAGGUUGCUCAACAGCUCAUUCAGGAAUUUAUAGCUGGACAUAAAGAACCACUAACAAGCAGUUAUGGAGGUCUUGAUACUGGCUUGAGAUCAAGUUAUUCUCAGUUGGCAAGUACAGCUUAUCCAUCAUCAUCAUUUGCAUCUCAAUCACAUGGUGGUUAUGGGUCCUCUGGAUUAGGAGGAUACGGCGGCUAUAGGCUUUAAGCUGAGAGACACGGAGCCAGCUGAUUUUCUGUUUUUUUGGUCGCACCAUCAACUCUCAGUUGGUUUCAUGCCUGUAAAGAUUUAGAACAGCUAUUAAUCUUCGAGCUACUUUGUUUUAGACGUGUAUCGUUUGGCAAUCCUCUUGUUUUGCAAUCAGACAUUGCAAAUUAUUAAAUAUACCAUUAGGCGAACUGGAUCAGUGCUCCCAUUUGUUUGGGAAAACUCUACUCUAUAUAUAUGUCGAAGCUUCUGUUCA
Messenger RNA from Phoenix dactylifera (date palm), 1839 nucleotides. RefSeq names its product RNA-binding KH domain-containing protein PEPPER-like. NCBI's taxonomy places the organism in Eukaryota, Viridiplantae, Streptophyta, Magnoliopsida, Arecales, Arecaceae. Gene Ontology annotation, molecular function: RNA binding. The record is from RefSeq and is a predicted model, not a curated record.